AUGUCCGUCACCACAACAACAGCGACCGCCGCUCACGCGCCGACCCAUAGAAGUCUCGCCCACCCGCCGCGAACUCUUCGCAAAGCUACUAGCUACACCAGCAACUUCGUCCCCUCCACAACGGCUUCCUCCCCCAGCCUCAACUCGCUUUACAACACUCAUUCGCGCCUGACGCCGUCCCAUCAGACCCUGCCGCGCAAAUCUUCCUUGGCCGCUUUGACUCCCAAAUCACUUGCUUCCAUUCCCGAUGUAAGCGAGUCCUAUGCCUACAACAGCGUGCUAGCCGAGUCACCCGAUCGCAAGAUGCCACCCGCCACUCCCGGUAAGGCCGGGAACGACUUCGUCGUAGGCGAUGUUGUCGAAGUCCCGGGAAACAUGUUUGGCACCGUCCGCUUCAUUGGUUCGGUGGAUGGGAAGAAGGGCACGUUUGCUGGUGUCGAGUUGCACCCCGAGUUCUCGCAGAGGGGCAAGAACUCUGGCGAAGUGGAAGGUGUCUCGUAUUUCACCACGACUCUUCCUGGGGCCGGCAUCUUCCUGCCCCUCAACAAAGCCGUCAGGCGAGAUUCUCCCCCCGGCUCGUCCUACGGCGCGUUUCCUCACACCCCAACGGCGAGUACCAUAGGCGGUCUCAAAGUCGGUACCCAGAACUCAAUGAACUAUACACCUCCCACACCGUCGGUACCGAUGUUUAGCAAAUCUGUCGGGCCAGGCCGAGCUUCUAGCCCUGCGCUGAAGAAGUCGAUCAGCAGGCCUUCCGUCCGGCCAGAGUCGCCCGUGCGAAAACUGCAAAUGACGCCAGGUCCGAGACCGUCUCUGGCAACGCCCGGCAAGAUGCCCUCCAAGUACAGCUCGCCUGCCGUCAAUCGUUUCGCCCAGAGCGUACGUGGGACGUCCGGAGAUCCUAGCAAGGCACCAAGGCUGGAUAGGAAACCAAGCAUUGGGCCGCGCAGUGCGUCUGCCCUCGGCCAGACAUCGAUGUUUGACGAGGAUCCUGCACCACCGGCUACGUUGCAGCGCACACAGACGAAUGGAAGCACGAACUCUGUGUCUUCAUAUAACUCAAAGUUCAGAGUUCCUUCGAGAGCUGGAGCUGGGUCGAGAGCUGCAUCGCGAGCCCAAAACGAUGACGAAAUCGAGCGCCUUAGGACAACCUUGGAAGACCGUGAACGGCAGUUAAGGGACCAGGCAUCCACACUAGCGGAGAUGGAGAGCAGUCUUACCGAGUUACAAACACUCAUGGAGAGUUCGGAUCUCGGAGCACCGAAACGAAAUAGCAUCGAUGACAAGGACACGGCGCAACUUCGAGCAUUGGUCAAAGAGAAGAACGAGAAAAUUGCGAUGCUCACGGCCGAGUUCGACACCCACCGGGCAGACUUCCGCAGCACCAUUGACACCUUGGAAAUGGCUAGCGCUGAGACGGAAAGAGUCUACGAAAAGCGAAUCGAUGAGUUGAUGAUUGAAAUUCGGGAUCUCGAAUCCCGGACUGAUGACGUAGACUCUGUGGCCCGACAGCUGAAGCAACUCGAGGAGCUAGUCCAGGAACUCGAGGAGGGCCUUGAGGAUGCGCGACGCGGCGAAGCCGAAGCUAGAGGGGAAGUCGAGUUCCUUCGAGGCGAAGUCGAGCGCACGCGGACUGAACUGCGCCGUGAACGCGAGAAGACGUCGGCUGCGAUGAACGGAUCUAGAGGGCCAACCGGUGGUGGGGACCGCCCUUCUGGAUCUAAGGAGCUGGAGCAAAAAGAAGAUGAGAUCCGGGGGCUGAAGGCUAUUAUCCACUCCCUUAGUCGAGAUUCUAUUCCAGGUGGCGGUGCCGACAAGUCCGAAGACCCUUCGGUUCGCGAGAACGCCCUGGCCCGGGAAAGAUUGGAGCGCGAGUUGGCCGAGCUUCAUUCCGUUGUCAAAGACAAGAGCCAGCGUGAAGAGGAGCUCGAGCAGGAGUUGGAGAUGCUUCGCAAGGGGGGCGCCACGACCCAGCAGCCCGGUCCCAUGACGAACGGCGAUGCUCAUCGCUCAUCGCUUCGCGAUUCGCGAGACACGGUCGUCUUGAUGCGCAACAGCGAGCCCCAACCCCCCACAGCUACGCACAAGCGCGUCCGUACGCUGGACACGAUGCCGGAGAGCGACGCCUACUCGUCAGUCACCGACAAUAGUACUCUCUGGUGCGAGAUUUGCGAGACUGGCGGUCACGAUAUCCUCACCUGCACCAACAUGUUUGGCACCGAAAGUGCCAAGAACAAUGGUGAUGCCAGCAAGGCGGUCAAGGAUGCUAUCAAAGCGGAUAUGCAGCCCACUCCUGCCAAGGACAAGCCUGCCCCUCUGUCGCCAAUCAAGGCCAAGACUUCGGCUCCUCCUUCCAGUAUCAAGAUGCUGCCGAACCCCAUGGAGACGGGCCCGGUGGCUGGCAAAGAGACGGGCGUAGUGGAUGACUCGAAGUGGUGUGCUGUUUGCGAAAGAGACGGGCACGAAAGUUACGAUUGCCCAUUCGAGGACGCAUUCUAG
Messenger RNA from Colletotrichum higginsianum IMI 349063, 2499 nucleotides. Its product is annotated as CAP-Gly domain-containing protein. NCBI's taxonomy places the organism in Eukaryota, Fungi, Ascomycota, Sordariomycetes, Glomerellales, Glomerellaceae. Bases 1 to 2499 code for a protein of 832 amino acids. The transcript has 2 exons. The record is from RefSeq and is a predicted model, not a curated record.